AUGGAGGGCCAAAUCGAGGGUUUCGAGAGCGAGGACGAGGUGCGACCGCUGCUCAUGCGCGGAUCUGCCGCGUGCUCCUUCUCGGCUUCCACAGUCCCUUCGUCCCCGGCGUCGUCUGUGGGAACUCCAGAUGUAUCGACAGACAACCUUCCGUACAAAGGUAACUGGGAGGAACCGUGCUUUCCGAAAAACCGAGUGCAGUAUCCGUCCCCUUCCGCUGUGGACAGUGCGCGCGGCCGCAAACCUCUGGAUGUGGGAGACGACUUUGGAGAAAACACGUCGCUCCGGAGCCUCUUUGGAAAGUUCCGCGCCGCCGCACGCCGCGUUUUCCUCCAUCCGGCGUCUCUCUCGCCGCUCCUCUUCCAUCACUCGUAUUUUCUCCCGCGAGGCGACACUGAACACGAUCUGGGAGAUCUGGUCCAGGUGCCGUCGUCGCGUUCCGCUCCACUGGCUGUGCCCGUCCCCUCCGGGCCCGCUUCGUGGCUGCCCUCAAACAAGCUGCUCCCAACCGACAGUUUGGUCGCGGGACUGACUCUCCGAGGCUGCGUGGGAGAAAUGGCUGGGACAUUCGCCGUCGCCUUCUUCGUGCAUGCGGCGGCCCGCGCUGCGAGUCUGGGGUCAAACUCGGCCGGGGAAGGCGAGAACGGCCCAGAGGCGGUCUUUACUGGCUGGGGCCUCGCAGCACGGCUCGCGCUGCUCCUCUACGCGGUCGGGGCUGUCCUAGGUUUCUUUUGCAACCCAGCCUUCCUCUAUGCUGGGUACAUCGCGCUCUCUCGCUCUUCACCUUCCUCGACUGGCAGUCGCUGCGACGUCUCGCGAAUGAAUUGCUUCUCUAUCAACCUCCUCGUCUGUCUCCAAUACCUCGCGGCAGGAGCCGGAGCAUUCUUCGCUCUCUAUGUCCUUCCCUUUGAUCGCCAAAGCGCGGAGGCUGCAGCCAAGGAAGAUCUCCUUUUCGGCCCUCACCUGGCUUGGCCAGCUCUCACCGAAGCUCUGGGCGCAUGCCUCAUGGGCGCAGCGGUUCUUCAGCUCAUUGCGCUCUCCUCGUUUUUCCGAACUUCUCGCCAAGAGGUGUCUUCUCUAAACUCAAGCCGCCGCCGUGUCGACGGAGCGCCAGGCGACCACGUUGCUGCUUCUUCCGUGUCUUCUUCUCUGCGCCGCUCCUUUUUCUCCCGACCUUUCCUUUUUUCCGGAAAGAAGGAAGAUCCCCUCGUCCCAGCGUCUGCGCCACAAAACAACCCUGGAAAGCCUCCAGCUUGGGCUGUGGCUCUUCCUUUUUUCCUGCUUCUUCUCGCGUUCUCUCUGCCUGCCUCUCGGUCGGCCUUCAAUCCGGCUAUCGCGUACACGUCGAACUGCGCUCGGCGAGAAGCCGCGAGUUUCUUUUUUGCCCAACGAGGAUCUGGUGCGAGCUCAGAAACGCCGGGUCCGGUCACAGCCGUCUCGGCAACUGGCCGUCGGUCUCGAGGGGAUGUGAGUGUUGUCCGCACACCUGGAGCAGACCCCCAGCAGGCGUCGCCCCGCGUGGCAGGGGCGAAGAACGAAGCGGGAAAUACAGACGGCAGCACGCAGCUGGGGGGACUGUCUGUCGCGAGGGCAGAGAACGGAACGUUCAUCGAGCUGGAGUCUUCCUCUUCUCCGGCAGAGACUGCGUCGCGACCGCCGGGUGUCGUCUCUUCUCGUGUGGUCUCUUCAAGCAACUCGUCCGCGCUUCCCUCAACCGCUGCCUCCUCUGUUCCUUCUCUUGCUUCUGCCUCCGCGGGUCCUCGCCUCCCUGGUGUGGUUGCGUUGUCUUUGCUCGACGUCGAGAGGGAGAAAAGGGAAGUAAAGAGAACAGGAGCGAGUGAGCAAGAUGGUCAGUCACUUCCUGCAAGCGCGUCGGAAUUCUUCGACGAGGAAAGUGAACAAGUCGGCGGCCUUCCCACGUUCCUGCUCCCACCAGGCAUGCCAGAAAGAGAAGAUGUCGAGGGAAUCCAGAUUUUAGACAGAGAAGAAGGAGACGGGGAGAUUCUCUUCGAGUUCGAUGAAGCCUGUGCCACUGCAUCCCCGUGGUUCUCUUUCUUCCUCCUCUUCUCUGUUGCACCGUACUUUGGAGCCUUCGCUGCGGCUGUUUUGUGGAAGCGGUUCGGAAACAUGGAGAAACACUCCUGGUUGCAGGCGAAUGCGUCACUCAACAGCGGCUCAUUCUGA
Neospora caninum is the source of this 2184-nucleotide messenger RNA. RefSeq lists its product as hypothetical. The coding region runs from base 1 to 2184 and encodes 727 amino acids. NCBI's taxonomy places the organism in Eukaryota, Apicomplexa, Conoidasida, Eucoccidiorida, Sarcocystidae. The transcript is spliced from 4 exons. The record is from RefSeq and is a predicted model, not a curated record.